This is a messenger RNA of Uloborus diversus, 1970 nucleotides long. Its product is annotated as maestro heat-like repeat-containing protein family member 1. Lineage: Eukaryota; Metazoa; Arthropoda; Arachnida; Araneae; Uloboridae. Gene Ontology annotation, cellular component: cytoplasm. The record is from RefSeq and is a predicted model, not a curated record. The transcript is spliced from 6 exons. The coding region runs from base 30 to 728 and encodes 232 amino acids.
AAAGGUAUUCUACUACCAUUUUAUCUGCUAUGAUGACUGGUAUGGAUGACAGGGAAGAUUCCAAUUGCAACAUAACUUUAGAGGCUAUGAGUGGAUUAUCUGCAGUAUUGUCUCAAGUAGCUGAAGAAGACGUUAGAAAUAUUCUUAUUACUAUUGCGCUUCGAAUAAAGCCCAUGUUUGAAAAGGAUAAAGCACCAGUUCGAGCUGCAGCUUUCAAGCUAUUUGGAAAUCUUUCAAGGUUUGGAAAUGGUCCUUCUAAAGAACAAUUUAUUGAACAAGUGCACGGAAAUCUUGUUGCAAUACUGUUGCAUUUGAAUGAUGAAGACAAGCAUGUUAUUAGAGCUUGCAAGUACAGUUUGAGGCUCCUUGGGCCAUUACUGCAAUCGCAAGAAAUGAAUUCAAUGUUUCAGAAACAUUUGUUGGAGGAUGCACAUCUACACUAUGGAGAAUUUAUUAAUGAUCUGACAAAAACAAUGAUUGCAGAUUUUCCAGAAAAGAUAAGUUUUUAUGUCACAACAUCAAUGUCAUACUUGAAAAGCCAGUUUCCAAUAAUACAAUGCAAUGCAAUAGCAUUUCUUGGUUAUUUGCUAGGAAAUCUUCCAGUGGAAAAACAGAAUUUAAUACCAAAGGAAAGAGUUUGUUCAGCCAUGCUUGUGCUGCUAAAGGACCAGUCUUCAGAGGUUAGAAUAAGAACUGCAGAAGCACUGAGCUUGCUGCAUGAGUUUUAACUACUUCCAAAUAGGUUGAAAUUAAUUUUUCCAUUUAUAAAAAAAUUAAAAAAAAGUUCUCAGAACAAAUCAGUGAGAGCAUGUACUAGAUUACAGUAUUGAGUUUUAUUUUGAUCAAUUUUCUAAAUGCAAUAACCUUAUAUUUUUAGAUUUAAAUGACCACAACAGCAAGUUUUCCCAAUGUUUGUUUUACAUAUAUAUGAACUAUAUUCAUGGGAAUAAUUAAUGAGUAUAUUGCUAAUUUUAUAGAAGUAUACAUAAAUUGGUCCAAAUUCCCUGGCAAUAAAAUAUUUUCACGUUAUGUAUAGUUUUCUAAAAAGACACUCAAGCAGGCUAGUUUUAUUGAUUAUUUAAAUAUCCAUAUGAAAUGCAAUUAGUUUUACUUCUAACAGUAAGCUUUUUAGUGUAAAUCAGUUAAAAUCAUGUUUAAUUAGUUCUAAGUUCAGUCUUGUUUUUUAAUGAGAAAGAUUCUGUAUGCUGUCAUCAGUUUUAAUAACUUACUCCAAUGCAUCAAAAAUCAUACGGAAUGAAAUAUUUUUUAGAUGAAAAGAAAUGAGGUGUAGAAAGUAUGUCAAUUACGUGGUACUAAAACUGAAGCAGUUUCAAAUUGUUGUUACAGUAGCAUUAGAAUUCAAAAUUGUUUUACAUUAUGAUUUGCUACACAUGUUUUAGAUUGAAAUUUUCCUUUGAGAACUUUAUGGAGAUUAUUCAUUCUGAAAUAAAAAUGUUAGUACAUAAUUUAAUAUAACCUUGUGGCUCUAAUUUCAAAACAUUUUAAUCACUAAUUAAAGGCAACUAAUUCUUGUGAUUAAUAUCUUUUCCUUUUUUAUAUUCUAGUCUGAUAUUUCAGCUUUGAAUGGUAAAAAAACAAAUGUAGUUUUAUCAUAUAAUUUUUUAGUAAUAUAUAUAUAACAUACUUUGAAAGUAUUGUAUUCUAAAAUAUUUAAUAAAAUUCUACUCUGAAAAUAAUAUUGCCUUCAUGCAAGUGUGCCAUUAUGCUUCUUAUAAAAACUGACCUGAUAGUGUUUGUUAAACACAAAAUGAAAAUCAAUAUUUUUAUAUGAAUUGUUAUUGCUUUUCUUUUUAAUGUUUAUGAAGUUAAUUUUAUGUUUGAUUUUGUAAAUAAGAAAAAGUUUUUAAAGAUUAAAUCUUACAGCAGGUCUGAUUUUCUCCUCUUUGUUUUAUCUGAAUGUAUAAAUAAUUUGUAAAUAUAUGGAAUAAAAAUAUGCUUAUGUUUCUUAA